This is a messenger RNA of Amblyraja radiata (thorny skate), 3714 nucleotides long. It is a transcript of the gene kif3ca, whose product is annotated as kinesin family member 3Ca. The transcript is spliced from 10 exons. Gene Ontology annotation, molecular function: ATP binding; microtubule binding; microtubule motor activity. NCBI's taxonomy places the organism in Eukaryota, Metazoa, Chordata, Chondrichthyes, Rajiformes, Rajidae. Gene Ontology annotation, biological process: microtubule-based movement. The coding region runs from base 596 to 2839 and encodes 747 amino acids. The record is from RefSeq and is a predicted model, not a curated record.
GGGUACAAUGUAACGCUGACAAGGAGCACAUACACCCAGGGCGACUUUGAACGAACUGAUUGGAAUAAACAGGCGCUUCCAACCUGCUGCAGUUUCAUCAAUCUCUGCAACCGAACCAACCGACAACUACACUUCCCGGUGUUCAACGGGGUCUCGGUGACGGCUGAUUCGGGGCGGAUCAGACAUGAUGUCACCCCGGUGAAUUGGUGCUGGCUGGGUUGCAACCAUCGUCCCCAGCAUUGGGCGUCCUCCUCCUCCUCUGGUCGACAGGCUCAGCAUCUGCACAGUGAGCAGUGCACCCUGCCAGCUGUUUUGUGUGCAGCCCAAUGGCUGCAAUCACACGAGUCCCAUCAUCUGAAUGAAGAGGAAAAAAAGGCGUUGUCAGCUGCAAAUGGGUGAAAAUUGCCACCGCGGAGCCUCUGAUUCCCCGUUUCCAUGCCCUGCAGACUAUCACAGUGCAAUGCACCGCUUGCUCGGCUCAGACACAAUACAUACAACGAGUUGUUAUGCCUGCAUGCUUGAUCUACAUUAAGACGCCUGCAAUUUGAACAAACAAGGUCACCGAUUGCAAAAUAUAUAUAUCAACAAAAAGAAAAUGUCUAAAGCCAAGGUUUGCGAAUCGGUGAAGGUGGUUGUCAGAUGCCGCCCGAUGAAUGGGAAAGAAGAGGCGGCUGCUUGCGAGCAGAUCGUGGUUAUGGAUGUGAAAUUGGGACAGGUGUCUCUUCGCAACCCCAGAGUACCAUCCAGCGAGAUGCCCAAGAUCUUCACGUUUGACGCCGUCUAUGAGUACAGCUCCAAACAAGGCGACCUGUACGACGAAACAGUCCGCCCUUUGGUAGACUCGGUGUUGCAGGGCUUCAACGGGACAGUUUUCGCUUAUGGGCAGACAGGGACAGGGAAAACAUACACCAUGCAGGGGAUCUGGGCCGACCAAGAGAAAAGAGGAAUCAUUCCCAAUGCGUUCGAGCAAAUCUUCACCCUUAUAUCGCGAUCCCAGGACCAGCAAUAUCUAGUGAGGGCUUCCUAUCUGGAAAUCUACCAGGAGGAGAUCCGAGACCUUCUGAGCAAGGACCAGAACAAAAAACUGGAGUUGAAAGAAAAACCAGAAACCGGCGUUUAUAUCAAAGAUCUGUCAUCCUUCGUAACUAAGAAUGUCAAGGAAAUAGAACACGUAAUGAAUGUUGGAAACCAGUCCAGAGCAGUUGCAGCCACAAACAUGAAUGAGUACAGUUCAAGAUCUCAUGCCAUUUUUGUUGUUACUGUUGAAUGCAGUGAGCUUGGCUUGGAUGGUGAGAAUCACAUCAGAGUAGGCAAGUUGAACCUGGUUGAUCUUGCUGGCAGUGAGCGUCAGAGCAAAACUGGAGUCCAAGGAGAGCGUCUGAAAGAGGCUGCUAAAAUUAACCUUUCUCUUUCUGCUUUGGGUAAUGUAAUAUCUGCUUUAGUAGAUGGCAAGAGCACUCAUAUUCCCUACAGAGACUCAAAGCUGACCCGCCUGUUAGAAGACUCCUUGGGUGGUAAUGCUAAGACAAUUAUGGUGGCCACUCUCGGCCCAGCGUCCAGCAAUUAUGAAGAGAGCUUAACAACCUUGAGGUAUGCCAACAGGGCCAAGAAUAUUAAAAACAAGCCAAGGAUUAAUGAAGAUCCCAAAGAUGCAUUGUUGAGAGAAUUUCAAGAAGAAAUUGCAAGAUUGAAGGCACAAUUGGAGAGAAAAGGGAUGCUGGGUAAGAAAAGAAGAAAAAGCCAAAGGAAAAUCAUCCUGGAAGGGGUAGAAUUCAUAGAUGAAGUUGAGGAGGCUGAAGACAACAUAGAAAAGGACAUGGCAAAUUACCUAAAAGAACAAAAAGAGACAUUGGAGAAGGAAAAAUUAGCAAUCCAAGAUGAUCAUAAUUUAGUGGCAGAAGAGAAGCAGAAAUUAUUAGAAGAGAAGGGAAAGAUGAUGGAAGAUCUGCGGAAGGAGCAAGAAGCGACGGAGCAUCUUGCAGCCAAGUUUAAGGCAAUGGAAAGCAAGCUGCUUGUUGGAGGCAAGAAUAUCAUGGACCAUACCAAUGAACAACAAAAAAUGCUGGAGCAGAAGAGGCAAGAGAUUGCAGAGCAGAAACGGAGAGAACGAGAAAUGCAACAGCAGGUGCUGCUACAGGAUGAGGAGACAGUGGAACUGAGGGAAACCUACACCUCACUUCAGCAAGAAGUUGAGAUGAAAACAAAAAAGCUGAAAAAGGUGAGAAAAAAACUCUUUGCGAAGCUCGAGGCUGUGAAGGCUGAGAUUCAGGACCUACAGGAUGAACAUGUGAAGGAGCGACAGAACCUGGAGCAUGUCCAGAAUGAACUGACGCGGGAGCUCAAACUCAAGUAUCUGAUUAUUGAAAAUUUUAUUCCACCUGAAGAGAAAAAUAAAAUCAUGAACCGGCUGUGUUUUGACUGUGAGGAGGAUCAAUGGAAAUUUCUGCCUCUGGUGCCUGCUGACAAACACCAAAUGAAGAAACGGUCUACGUCUGCAGUUGGCUACAAGCGACCAAUCAGCCAGUAUGCCAGAGUUGCUAUGGCAAUGGGCAUUCAUCCCAGAUAUCGCGCUGAAAACAUUCUGUUCUUAGAAUUAGACAUGGAAACACCCACAGUGUUUGAGCUGGAGAUCCCACGAUCACAGUCGUUACAUGAAGCCACUGGAGGAGAGCUACACCACAGCAGUUCUAAUUUCCUAGAUCGAUCAACCACAGCCAGAGUGAGGAAGUCAAGAUCAUGGUCCAGACCGGAGAGACGAGUAGCUUCCUCCUCUUCUUUCUCUUCACUGGCUUCAGGAUCUCAGCUGUUCUCUCAUUCACCGGGGAAGGUGUUGCAGUGAGGAGCACAGUGAUACUUGUGCCUGUUCUCACUGUUUGGUUAGAAAUUCGUCCUCAGCCUGCAGCACGUAACCAGCAGGACAGCAAUGUUUCAAUUUCCAAAAUAUGCUUCCGUUAACUUUAAUUGAGGCAAAUGUUGGAAGCGAAGUACAAUACCCAGCUGCCUCAAAACUGCUGAUUUAGGGCUAAAGACUGAGAACAGAUUUCAGGGCAUUUGUUUUUCGUGUCCCACAAUCCAUCUCAUUGCAUCUCACAUAAAAAUGGUCCAUGUUUUUCAGUUUCAACAGAUAAUCCUGCAGUUUCAAACAGAUAAUUUGACAGUGGCCCUCAAUCUUCAUUCACUUUGCUGCAUUACCUUGCAGUCUAAAAUACAGGAUUAUAGGGGCACAUAAUGGAGCUUGUGGAAGAAACUCUUCUUCCUAAACAAGUUUAAUAAACAAACCUAUAAAAAAAAAUAAAAUUAUGGGAAUCAACUAUUGUUAGCACAACUGGGCUUUGAAUAGAGCUUAAAAAAAGUUGAACAAAAAUUGAUCACUUUUUUAUUUCAUUUGCUGGAUCUUCAAAUUGCUCAGCCCCGUUCAGUAUCAUUCUGAAUUUUCCAGUAUACUCGUAUCUUCCAUCCAACUUGAUUUACUUGGAGAUCCGUUCUGAAAGAAGGUGUGUGUCCUGUUGUGCUGAAUGCAGCAGAUUGCCUGCCAUGUUUAUUUCUAAGAGCAGUAAUGUCGCUUUGUAAAUUUGUUGGACUUUUGAUCCUAAUUAAAUUGAUGUUGCUGUUGCUCAAAAAAAAGUUGAAAUAUUUAAUCGCAGGUCCUGCUGUAACUGGGAUUGAGGGUACUUUAUUGUGGAAUAAAAUAAAUAAUUAUAUGCUCAAGAACAA